Molecule: messenger RNA, 698 nt
Organism: Bursaphelenchus xylophilus (pine wood nematode)
Lineage: Eukaryota; Metazoa; Nematoda; Chromadorea; Rhabditida; Aphelenchoididae
Source: the annotation of a GenBank genome assembly
AUGGACUCUCCAGAAACGCCGCCAAGUUCCCGCCCCCGCCAAGUGAAUGUCUCCAAUGAUAGCCAGAUUUCAGAAAACAGCAGUGGGUCAAGGUCAAGUUCACAAAGACGUCGUUCGUUGAGAGCUCCGUCGAAAAUCCGCCCCACUAAAUACAUCAGACAAGAUCCUGGCAAUUUUAGGAUACACCCAAACCUCCAUAGCAUCGUGAGAGAAGCGCAUGGUAAGAUUACUGCUGAUAAUGUUGAUUUUAACCUUCUUUUUUCUGAUUUCACGCAUUUUCAGCUAUGCUCAACCAGUUGGACCCGGAAUCGGUGUCUGCUUUUGCGGUGAAUGUGAACAAGGAGCACAUAAAUUAUGCCUUCCUAAACAAACUGAAGGAUCUGCAAGAUAAAGGCGAGGUGACCCUUCAAAAGCAAACGGUCGUCGUUUACUCGGAUGGAAGCGAAGGAGAGGAACGAUACGAAGUACUUGACGGAAAUCACAGAAUUCUCGCCUUACAAGAGUGGUUUUUGCGGAAAUACGGGCCUGAUAACCUGGACAAGCUGAACCAUCACAUCAUCUCCGCUAUAAUCGUCCGCCAAGUGUGUUCUCCGGAGACUAGGUGUCUCAUUGGGUGGAAAGCGCAUGUUGGAACUUCGUGCCACGUUCAAGCUCGUCGCAAUGUCAAGAAGAAUGCAGGUUUAGAUUCGUUAUUCUGA